UAGUUCCAACCGUACCAGCUCGCACCCACGACAGCAUCACAGCAAGAAGAUCAUUGUUGAUACCGGAACUCCUAGCAGGCGGCAGGCUUAUAAAACAUCGCCUUCGAUUGUCACCACUCACCACGCUUCUAAUUUUCCUCCGCCGUUUCUUUCACGUCUGUUGCGCUUGCGCUGCGUGGCAAGAGACGGCGAAGGAAGGAUGGGGAACUGCGGGUUGAAGCCGAAGGCGCUGGGCGACGACGACGCUCCCCCGCCUGCCGAGCCGCCGACGGCACCGGCGACCGGCGCGGAACAGGAGGUGGCGCUGCCGGCGGUGGUGGAAGAGGCACCGGCACCCGCGGAGGAAGCUAGCCGGGACGUCGUGGUCGGGCAACAGAGUGAGGAAGGUACGAGCGCAGCAGCUGAAACGGAAGAACAGGAAGAACCAAAGGAAACAGAGGGCGCGGAACCCCCGAAGGAGAAGGAAACGGUGGCGGAGGAGGCCCCCGCCGCCGGCGCCGAACUUCCGGCGUCCACGCCGGCGACCGUCGCCUGAUAUCAAGUUUUGAAAUGAACGUUUUGUUGUAACAUGGUCCGCUUCAGUUACUUUGGGACAUACAGUAGUUCUUGAGCUGCAUUAUGGCAGCUUUUCUUUUUGCGCUUCCCGGCUUUUGGUGUAUACAUACAGUCGUUUCAUUUUCGUUCUGGAUUGUUGGCUCGGAGGAUAGAAUGGAAUUAUGAAUUGUCGUUCUUUGAUGUA
Molecule: messenger RNA, 739 nt
Organism: Triticum dicoccoides
Lineage: Eukaryota; Viridiplantae; Streptophyta; Magnoliopsida; Poales; Poaceae
Product: major latex allergen Hev b 5-like
Exons: 2
Coding region: 200-535 (111 amino acids)
Source: RefSeq, a predicted model, not a curated record